Molecule: messenger RNA, 4003 nt
Organism: Lethenteron reissneri (Far Eastern brook lamprey)
Lineage: Eukaryota; Metazoa; Chordata; Hyperoartia; Petromyzontiformes; Petromyzontidae
Product: transcriptional repressor protein YY1-like
Biological process (GO): regulation of transcription by RNA polymerase II
Cellular component (GO): chromatin; PcG protein complex; transcription regulator complex
Molecular function (GO): RNA polymerase II cis-regulatory region sequence-specific DNA binding; DNA-binding transcription factor activity, RNA polymerase II-specific
Source: RefSeq, a predicted model, not a curated record
CUGGCGCGGCCCUCAGGCCCCGAGCGGAACGCGGCUUCUUCUCCUCCUCAGCCUUGUCCUCCCCUUUCACACCCCCCCCCCCUCCUCCUCCGUCUCUUCUUUCUCCUUCAACUCAACCUCCACCUCUUCCCUCAACUCCCCUUCCACCACUUCACCCACCUCCUCAACUCUCAACUCAUCCUCCACCUCCUCUCUCACCUCCUCCACAUCUACCACCACCACCACCACCACCUACCUCUUCCACCACUUCCUUCCCCUCCGACUUCAUCACCCACCUCUUCACCCACCUCCUCUCUGACUUCAUACACCUCCCCCUCCUCACCCACCACCUGCCUCCGAUCCAGCAACUUCAUCUCCAUCACUACCACCACCACCAUAUUUGACCUCACUCACCAACCUGGUCCACCACCACCACUCUCACCACCACCUCUCACCACCACCACCACUCUCACCACCACCACUCUCACCACCACUACCACCACUCUCACCACCACUACCACCACUCUCACCACCACUACCACCACUCUCACCACCACUACCACCACUACCACCACUCUCACCACCACUACCACCACUCUCACCACCACCACCACCUCUCUCACCACCACCACUCUCACCACCACCACCUCACUCACCACCACCACCACCUCACCACCACCUCACUCACCACCACCUCUUUCACCACCACCACCUCUCUCACCACCACCACCACCUCACCACCACCACCACCUCACUCACCACCACCUCACUCACCACCACCAUGUCCACCAUGACAUCAAGCGAGACGAUCUGCAUCACGGCGGACGGCGUGGAGAUCCCCGCCGAGAUCGUGGAGCUGCAGGAGAUCGAGGUGGUCACCAUCCCCAUCGACGGCUCCCUGGGCGACGACGACGAAGAGUCUCUGGGCCUCGAGCCGCUGGGCUCGGGUGCCGACGACGACGACGAUGACGUCCGCCACCAGGAGGUGAUCCUCGUGCAGACGCACGAAGAGGUGGUGGGCGAGGAGCUGCACGCCGUGAGCCUCGACCACAUCCUCAUCCCCGUGCCCGCGGGCCACGACGGCCUGGGCGACGAGCCCCUGGCCGAGCAGCACAAGGCCUUCAAGCGCAGCGGGGUCCACAAACGCGGCAACAAGAUCUCGGCGUCGGUAUCGCCCGCCGGCGGCGCCAAGCGCGGCGCGGGGGGCCUCCUAGAGGCCGAGGCCAAAUGUGCGGCCAAGUGGGACCACAAGCAGGUGCAGAUCAAGACCUCGGAGGGAGACUUCUCCGUCACCGUGUGGGCCUCGGAAGACAAGAUGUCAGAGAUGGAGGAGAUGUCACUGGUGGAGGAGGUGAUCCCGCAGAGCUCCGUGGUGCUUGACGAGGUGGACGAAGUGCAUCAUCACUUCGCGCAGCAGCGCAAGGGGUCGGCACCCGGGAUUCCCGGCAUCGACCUCGCCGACCCCAAACAGCUGGCGGAGUUUGCGAGAAUGAAGCCUCUCAAAGUAGCCGACGUCGAAGUGGAUUCGUCAAAAACAAUCGCUUGUCCUCACAAGGGUUGCACCAAGAUGUUCCGCGACAACUCGGCAAUGAGGAAACACCUGCACACCCACGGGCCGCGUGUACACGUGUGUGCCGAGUGCGGCAAGGCCUUCGUCGAGAGCUCCAAACUCAAGCGGCACCAGCUGGUGCACACCGGAGAGCGGCCCUUCCAGUGCACGUUCGAAGGCUGCGGGAAGCGCUUCUCGCUGGAUUUCAACCUGCGCACGCACAUCCGAAUCCACACGGGAGACCGGCCCUACGUGUGUCCGUACGACAGCUGCAAUAAGAAGUUUGCGCAGUCCACCAACCUCAAGUCGCACAUCCUCACGCACACCAAGGCCAGGAAGAAAUGAGCGCGUGGACGCUGUGCCGAGAGAGAAGCUGUCUUCGUCUCCCGUCACUUCCGCCUGGCAGCGCGCGCAGCCCCCAGAAACUGAAAUGAAAAGUGAAAUUCCUUCCACACCCGACUUCCUCCAAAGACUGAAAUCAGGAAUGUUUCUGCAAUGUAAGAUUACCGCAUCGUUCCUGUCAUGGUUGUGUUGAUAUCAAAGGUAGCCGGUGCGGUUAGUUGAAGUGGAGACCCCCGCGGGCUGUGCUAACUCCAGUGUACUGCUUUUUCACAUGUACAUAUUUUUUCAGUUAAUGACUAACCUGUAAGCUGUACUAUGUUGUAUAUCCCUUUUUAUUGAUUUAAAAGUAAAAAAAAGCCAACUUAGAACAUGUUUGAGCACCAUGGUUAUCCUUAUUUAAACAUUGGCAAAUAGAGGCUCUUAUUAGUUGUCCUGCGUAAAUUAAAGGUAAGAACAAUUUUAGUCAUUUAUAUUUUCAGGUGAAUGCGUUUGAAGAAUUGCGACGGCAGGAAGUGUGCCCCUGUGUUGUCCGCGUUUAUCCCGGAGCCAGAGGCUGCACUCUUUUGGUGCAAAUCGUCAAACUCCAAAUUUUGUAUCGACAUUUUCAAGCUAAAAGCUGAAAUGCGCCUGGCACUAAGUAUUAUCGGACUGUUUUCACAAUCUAGCCAUUGUGUUUAAACAAUGCUGUUAUAACAACACCAAUCAUGACAACACCAAUCGUGACAACAUUACAAAUAACUCGUAAUAAACGCUCAGGUUGCGCACGACCCACAUCUCGCACGACCCUGGCUCACUCGCGAGGUCCGGCUCAAUUUCGAUUUAAAGCUUUCGUGACUGCAGGGAUUCAUCUUCUUGGUUCUUUCGGUAAAGUCACGUAGAAGGGAAUUCAUCUUCUUCCUGUAAUCCAGCACUGUACAGGUAGUCCUCUACUUACGAUGGAGAUGCGUUACGACGACCCCAUCGUAAGUCGAAAAUAUCGUAAGUCGAAGAUGGCCUAGCCUACCCAGGAGUCUUAAAGAAUGGUGAUAAUUUAGCAAAACAGAACAAUAUACAUUUCGAUUUAAAGCUUUCGUGACUGCAGGGAUUCAUCUUCUUGGUUUUUUCGGUAAAGUCACGUAGAAGGGAAGUAAUAAAAUAAUAAAUAUAUUAUUUUAAAAUAAUAUUAUUUUAUUACUAAAAUAAAAAUAUUAUUUUAUUACUUCCCUUCUACGUGACUUUACCGAAAGAACCAAGAAGAUGAGGUCCGGCUCGCUCGCAGCAGGGUCUGGCUCACAAACACCACAAUGAGGGUCUCUGCAUGCGUGUGGGUUGUGGGUGAAUACGACAAUACUUCACGCUAAUUGUGUGGGUUGAAGAGUGAGAACGUAGUCGUAGUGAAACAUUGCAUGUUGCCACCACUACCCUUUAUUGCCAGCCACGUAGCCCUGUGACAACGUGUGCGUGCACGAUGGCCACUUAUCCAAGCACUAUGCAAGGCAACUGCUUAGAUUUGGAGUUGCGAGAUGGGGUGAUUUGGGCCAUAUCUUGUGAGAGAUGUUUGUGAACAUGGUGCAAAUUCUCCCGCGUGUGUCGCUGCGAGGAACGUGCCGCUUCUGCUGCUGUUCCUCUGUGGCUGUCACUGCACCGCGGCCUCCAUGUGCUCCGCGCUGUUCCGGGUCGGGCCCGGGUUUUGUUUUGGGUUCUGCCCCGUGGGCGCGCGCGUGUUGCAACUCUGUUACACACGUGUUGUAUGUACAGUGCGUACUGUACUCGCAGUUCGUGCUCCACGUGUGCGCGGGUUGCCCGGGUGGGUACCGAAGUUGGCACCAGGCUAAGGGGGGUUUGAAUUGGUGAAAGGGGCUUGGGUCUCGGGCUGGCUGGGCGGAUCGUCAACUCGCUUCGUCUAGCCGAGGGGCUGAGGGAGGCGGCCCACUUUAGGAGGGCGUAAUAGGGCCACGGUGUGUGCCUAAAGGGGCGUAAUCAGGGGUGUGGCUCGUGACCAAAGUCGGUUGCGUUGCUAGGGGGCGUGGCGCGUAACGAGGGGAGUGUUGCUGCGGGCGUGAUCCGUAACUAGCGGGCGUUGUUAGGGGCGUGGCUCGUAACCAGGGGGGCGUUGUUAGGGUCAUGGCUCGUAGCUAAGGAGCGUCGCUGCGG